GGAGCCGGAAGCAGAGCUGUGACAUCAGAGCGACGCGGGGGUCAGAAGCCCUCUCUUACAGCCAUCUUGGAUCCUGUGCCCUGAACAAUCCAGAAUGCCAGGCGAAGCCACAGAAACUGUCCCUGUUACAGAGCAGGAGAUGCAUCAGCCCCAGGCUGAGACGGCCACACCUGCUGCUGCGGCUCCUGCUCCCUCUCAGGCAAAGCCUAAAGAGGGCAAAACUAACCCCAAGCUGUCCUCUUCUCCUCACACCACUGCUCCUAAGCCAGUUCCUGCUGGACGCAGGAAACGCUCCUCUCUAUCUGCCUCCUCAAGCUCCCCUACCUCUCCUAAGUCUGCCUCUGCCCCCCGUGCUACCCCACCAUGCUCCCCUUUGGCCUCUCCUCCAGCUGGCUGUCCUGUUGCUGGGAAAACUGAGCAGACUGCUCCCAAGGUGGUAAAGGCUGGCAAACAAGGGAAGCAACAGAAGGCAAAGAAUUUUAAACCUGCUGAACCUGAGCAAGCACCUCCCUCUGCCUCUAAGCCUGCUCAGGAUGCUGCACCAGUUGCAGCACUGCCAUCUCUUGCUAUACCAAAACCAGAGGUAGCAAAAUCAGCAGGAGAUGGAAAUGCUCCCCCUGUCUCUCCCAAAGUUGCUGUGGCUCCUGUUGCCUUUAAAGUAACUUCUAAAUCUGCUGCCCCAGCACCAAAGUCAUUUACAGAAGCUGUUGCCGCCAGUCCACCCAAAGUGGCUGAAGCCCCCAAGGUUGCCCCUGAAGCUCCAAAAGUAGCAACCCCUGCUGUUUCAGAAGCCAAGACUCCUUUGCCUUCAAAAGCGGCUGCUAAGCCUAACGCUGCCCAAGUGCCAAAUGUGAACCCUCCCACUGCUGCUCCCCCAAAACCUGCUCCUGCAGCAUUUGAGGAUGAUGAUCUCCCACCUCUCUUACCACCUGAGAAUCAUUUUACAAUGGCUGAUUUUCCCCCUAUGCCUCCUAGUACAAUUCCCGUAGUUACCCCACCUGCUCCUAAACCAGAACCGGUCUCUACCAGUAAAGUUGAAUCUGCCCCUAAAGCAAAGGCUGCUCCCAAAGCUAAGCCAGCUCCUAAGGCUGAACAGAAAGCAGCACCUGCUCCAAAAGUUCAGGCUGAUCCUAAAAUUGACCCUGAAGUUGCAGUCACUUCUGUCCCUAAGACUGAGGUUGCUCCUACAACUAAAGCUCAGGCCGUCCCUAAGGUUGAGGCUGCUCCUGGAUCUAAAGAAAAGUCUUCCCCUAGCCAUAAAGCUGAGCCUGUUCCUGCCCCUAAGGUUGAGGCUUCCCCUAAAGUUGAGGCUUCUCCUGCCCCUAAACUUAAGCCUGUUGCUACUCCCAAAGCUGAUGCUGCUUCUGCACCUAAAGUUAAGUCUGCUCCUAGCCCUAAAGCUGAGCCUGUUCCUGCCCCUAAGGUGGAUUCUCUCCCUAAAUCUGACUCUGCUCCUACCUCUAAAAUUGAAGCUGCUCCUGUCGUUAAAGUUAAGCCUGUUGCUGCUCCUAAAGCUGAGGUGGCGGCUGCUAAAGUUGAGGCUGUUCCUGCCCCUAAAGCUAAGCCUGCUCCUGCCCCUAAAGCUGAGUCUGCCCCUGUUUCUAAAGCUGAUGCUGCUUCGGCACCUAAAGUUAAGUCUGUUCCUAGCCCUAAAGUUGAGCUUGUUCUUGCCCCUAAGGUUGAGGCUCCCCCUAAAGCUGACUCUGCUCCUACCCCUAAAGUUGAGGCUGCUCCUGCCGCUAAAGUUAAGCCUGUUGCUGCUCCUAAAGCUGAGGUGGCGGCUGCUAACAUUGAGGCUGUUCCUGCCCCUAAAGUGGAGUCUGAGCCUGCCCCUAAAGUUAAGCCUGCUCCUGCACCUAAAGGCAAGCCUAGCCCUAAAGCUGAGGCUGCUGCUCCUAAAGCUGAGGCUGCUGCUCCUAAAGGCAAGCCUAGCCCUAAAGCUGAGGCUGCUGCUCCUAAAGCUGAGGCUGCUGCUCCUAAAGGCAAGCCUAGCCCUAAAGCUGAGGCUGCUGCUCCUAAAGCUGAGGCUGCUGCUCCUAAAGCUGAGGCUGCUGCUCCUAAAGCUGAGGCGUCUCCUGCUCCUAAAGGCAAGCCUAGCCCUAAAGCUGAGGCUGCUGCUCCUAAAGCUGAUGCUGCCCCUAAAGUUAAGUCUGCUCCGGCCCCUAAAGUUGAGGCUUCUGCCCCUAAAGUUGAGGCUGCCCCUACCCCUAAAGCUGAAUCUGUCCUUGUCACUAAAGUCGAUUCAGCCCCUGUUCCCAAACAAGUUAAAACCCCAUCCAUACUGGAGCCAGUCAUCAAGAACGACAAGGGGUCUGGCACUGAAUCUGACAGUGAUGAUUCUGUUCCUGAACUGGAGGACCAGGACUCUGCACAGGCACAAACACAGCAGGCACAGCUUGCAGCUGCAGCUGAAAUCGACGAGGAGCCAGUCAGCAAAGCAAAACAAAGCAGGAGUGAGAAGAAAGCCAGGAAGGCCAUGUCCAAAUUGGGGUUGAGACAAGUUGCUGGUGUUACCAGAGUAACCAUUCGCAAGUCCAAGAACAUUCUCUUUGUCAUCACCAAACCAGAUGUCUACAAAAGUCCAGCUUCAGAUACUUACAUUGUCUUUGGUGAGGCCAAGAUUGAAGAUCUGUCCCAGCAAGCUCAGUUAGCAGCCGCAGAGAAGUUCAAGGUUCAAGGAGAAGCCGUUUCAAACAUCCAGGAAAACACACAGACGCCCACAGUACAGGAGGAGAGCGAAGAGGAAGAGGUUGAUGAGACGGGAGUGGAGGUCAAGGACAUUGAGCUGGUCAUGUCUCAGGCCAAUGUAUCCAGGGCAAAGGCUGUGCGUGCACUGAAGAAUAACAAUAAUGACAUUGUCAACGCUAUUAUGGAAUUGACGAUGUAGAUGGAGAUCAGGGACUGGGUCACAUUAAGAUGUUGCUGAUUUGAUCUACACUAUUGUUUGUACAAUUUAUACCCAAGAGAAAUAAAUGCGUGGCUUGAUGAAAUGAUAAA
Molecule: messenger RNA, 2997 nt
Organism: Carassius gibelio (silver crucian carp)
Lineage: Eukaryota; Metazoa; Chordata; Actinopteri; Cypriniformes; Cyprinidae
Gene: naca
Product: nascent polypeptide associated complex subunit alpha
Exons: 9
Coding region: 95-2887 (930 amino acids)
Biological process (GO): protein targeting to membrane
Cellular component (GO): nascent polypeptide-associated complex; cytoplasm
Source: RefSeq, a predicted model, not a curated record